CUUUUAGUCACACAAGCCGAGUAACAGACCGUCUCAUACUCAUAGUUGGGAGUCGCAAUAAGAAGAGAAAACAGAGCAAGAGUGUUAAAGCAGAGAAAAAGAUAGUGAAGAAGAAGAAAACGGCAUCACAAGCUGUAGAGUGUUCAAGUUGUGGGAAUGAUAAUUAUGCUUCCUCUCGUUCGCCUCUUUGUUCUAAUCACAUACAAUCAAAGGAGGAGGCCAUUUCAUCUGUCCUUGGUCAUAAUUCUACUAUUUUUGAAAGAAACCUUCCUGUCGACCGUGCCGUUUUGUCACAGUUUCGUGAAAAGUUCGAGAAAAGGGUCAUUUAGUGCUGCAAGAACAUUAGAGCUAUAGUGUUCCGCUGCCAACUAUUUGUCAAUGCCUAUCUCGUUCAUAACAAGAAUGACAUUCCUUCGAAAGUCUUCCCACAGCAAUUUUGGUAUUCCAUUGCGCAACUUAUUACGUUGAACGACAGCAUCAAAACUUAUUUUGAUGACUUUAAACAAAAGCAUCCGACAAUAGUACUUAGUCAUGGCUUCACCAAACGUUAUAGUCAUUGUCUCACAGAAGCUGCCAAGGAAAUAAGCGUUUCAUAUACUAACUUCAUUGUUGAGCUUUUUGAGAAGCGAAUGCUUAAAUAUUUCCUGCUUCUGUCAUCUAUUUCCUGCUUCUGUCAUCUAUUUCCUGCUUCUGUCAUCUUUUUUCCUGCUUCUGUCAUCUAUUUCCUGCUUCUGUCGUCUAUUUCCUGCUUCUGUCAUCUAUUUGACUUAUAA
Molecule: messenger RNA, 773 nt
Organism: Mycotypha africana
Lineage: Eukaryota; Fungi; Mucoromycota; Mucoromycetes; Mucorales; Mycotyphaceae
Exons: 1
Source: RefSeq, a predicted model, not a curated record